This is a messenger RNA of Dictyostelium discoideum AX4, 2484 nucleotides long. RefSeq lists its product as hypothetical. The record is from RefSeq and is a predicted model, not a curated record. The transcript has 2 exons. Bases 1 to 2484 code for a protein of 827 amino acids. Gene Ontology annotation, biological process: chromatin remodeling. Lineage: Eukaryota; Evosea; Eumycetozoa; Dictyosteliales; Dictyosteliaceae.
AUGAUAAACUUAAGUAUUUUACAGAUUUACAAUAUUUCAGGACAAACAGUUUAUAAAGUUAAUGGAAAAUGGAUAGAAAUAAUGUCAUUAGAACAAUUGAAAGAUGUAGUGAAUCAAUUGAAUAUUAGAAAGGAAAAUGAUGAUAAUGAUGAUGAUAAUGAUGAUAAUGAUAUAAUCAAUAGCUUUACAAGUCAAAACCAAUUAUUAGAUUAUAUAAUCAAAGAAUUGGCAAAGAAAAAAGUAGUUCUUUUGAAACCUUAUGAAGCAUGCGACUGUUUAUUAUGUCAGAGUAGACCCAACUCCUUACCCUAUAUUGAUACCUCUCAAAAUUGGAUAGAAAGAGUUAGAAUCAUUCUAUACUCAAUGACAGAUCACAGAUUGAAAUUACAUCGUCAACAUUUACAACAACAAAAACAAGAAGAAAAAGAAUCGUCGUCAUCAUCGUCAUCGUCACAAGCAAAAAUAGAAUCAGAAGAAAGUAUUUUAAAUAAUGGUAUUGCUACCAAAGAUAUUUAUAAGUAUAUGGAACUUCAUAAUAGUAUAUUGGGUUUAGAUAUACAAUAUCAAAGUUAUUGGAGAAAGUAUGUACCAGAGAGAAUAAAAAAUAGAAAAUACUUUGAAAAAGGUAUCCUCACUGGUCAUUAUAAACUAAUAAAUCCAAACGAUAACCCAUGGGAUUCUAAUUAUGUAUCAGCUGUCCCAAUUCCUUCAAAUUUUUAUAUAUCACCACCUUUUCAACCUAUUGAUAGCGAUCUUUAUGAUAAUGGGAUUUCAAAAAAUACAACCUCAUCAUCAUCUACAUCUACAUCAUCAACAAACUCAAUACCACCACCAUCUUCUUCUUCUUCAUCAUCGUCCUCUACAAGUAAAAAAAUUAAAACAACAAAUGAAAAUAGUUUUUUAUCAGAAUCAGUACCAUAUUUUAAUUAUAGUGGUCCAAGUAAUAUUCAUCCAUCUAAAAACAGUGAUAAAAUUAAUGAAUCUAAUAAUGGUAAAAAACUGUGUGGUGCACUUAGAUCAAAAGGUGGUACAUGUACAAUACCAUUUGAUAAAUGUAGAUAUCACAAUCAAGAAGUAAUCAAAAGAUUAGAGGAACGUAAAAAACAAAAAGAGGAAAAUUCAAAUAAAUUUGGUUCUGGAAAAAAAAGAAAAAAGUCAAAAUACAAUAGUGAGAGUGAAUCAGAAAGUGAUAGUGAGAGAGAUAGUGAUAUUGAUUUCGAUGACCAUCACAAUGAGCAUAAAAAAAGUAAAAUAAAAAAUAUUUCAAAAGAAAAAAAAAACUUAUCAUCAAACGAACACUCAGAUAAUGAAAAAGAUGUAAAUAGAAAUAAAAUAAUUCAAACUCAAUUAUUAGAUAAUAAUAAUAAUAAUAAUAAUAAUAAAAAUAAUAAUAAUAAUAAUAAUAAAAAUAAUAAUAAUGAUAAUAAUAAUAAUAAUAAUAAUAAUAAUAAUAAUAAUAAUAAUAAUAAUAAUAAUAAUAAUAAUAAUAAUAAUAAUAAUAAUGGUGACGAUGGUGAAAAUGAUAACAGCAAAAAUAUUAUAAAUGAUACCAAUAAAAAUAUAAAUGGCAAUUCCAAUGUUACGACAUCAAAUACAAAUACCACAAUAAAAGCGUUGUUUCCCUCAAAACCCACUAAUUUAUCAAAACCUUCUUCAUCUUCUUCAUCUUCUUCAUCUUCUUCAUCUUCUUCAUCAUCAUCAUCAUCAUCAUCAUCAUCAUCAUCAUCAACAUCAUCCUCAUCACCAUCAUCAUCAACAUCAACAUCAUCUUCAUCACCAUCAUCAUCAACAUCAACAUCAUCAUCAUCAUCAUCAUCAUCAUCAUCAUCAUCAUCAUCAUCAUCAUCAUCAUCAUCAUCAUCAUCAUCAUCAUCUUCUUCUUUACCAUCCAAAUCAACAUCAUCACCAUCUCUAAUACCAUCAUUAUUAGUAAGGAUACCUACAAAUAUUCCUUCGUUAUCUCGAAUACCAGCAACUACAAACAUUCCAAAAACCAAUGUUCAUACUGGUGGCAUAUCAAAGAAAAGAGAACUUGGUCUUGCAAAAGAUUUUGAAAAGUUUAUUUUAAAUCAAUAUAAUUUCUUUAGUGUUUUAAAUCAAUUAGGUGAUUUAGAAGAAUUAGGUUAUAAACUGUCAAAAGAAUACGUCAGGUUUAUGUUGUUAAAGAUGUUAGUUUCAAAUGAGGAAGGUAAAGAUGAAGGAGGAAUAAAAUUAAAAGCUCCAGAAAAGAUCCAGAAAUUUUGGUUUCUUCAUUACCAUCAAAAAGAAAAGUAUAUAGAAUUUUGCCGCUUAUUAAUCAUGAACAAACACAACUAUCAGGUUUUUGAAGAUUGUAAAUUGAAAAGUAUUAUAUUUUUUGAAACUCCAACAGAUGACCAAAACAAUAAUAAUAUUGGUUACGAGAAAACCUACAAAUUAUAUUUGGAUAUAUUUGGUGGGUUUGGUUAUAAUGGUAUUUGGGAUCUUCCUAUCGAAUGUAAAUAA